GGUGUGUAAUAACAAAUACAUAUAAACGAUUGUCAUUUGCGUGCUAGGUUUCCCCCUUCUUUGUCACUCACAAAUUCAUCAAAACCCUCAUCAAUUUAGCAAUGGCGAAAGACCGAGACGAUUCUCCAGACGACGACAGACUCGCUUCAUCCAAACGCGAUCACCACCACAAAUCCAAGAGGAAAUCCGAAGACCUACCCGAAUCCAAUAUCUCUUCUGAAUCCGAUCACGGAAGCAGAGGCAGCGGUAGCCGGACCACUAAAAGAAAGCGACACCGUCACUCCAGGUCAAAAUCACGAUCAGAUUCCGAUUCCGAAUCUGAAUCAGAAUCAGAGUCGGAUACCGGAAGCUCGGAGUAUUCAUCGGAGGAUGAGAGCGAGACCGAGGAGGAGAGGCGGCGGAGGAAGCGGAAGGAGAGGAAGAGGAGGGAGGAGAAAGAGAGAGAAAGGAAAAGGAGGAGAGAGAAGGAGAAGAGGAGAAGGAGGAGAGAGAAGGAUGAAGAUAAGUUGAAGAAGAAGAAGAAGAAAAAGGAUAAGAAGGAGAAGAAGGAUAAGGGGAAAAAAGGUGCUGUUACUGAUACUUGGGGCAAGUAUGGGAUUAUUAGAGAGACUGAUAUGUGGAACAAACGGCCAGAGUUUACUGCGUGGCUACUAGAAGUGAAACAGGUGAACCUUGAAAGUUUGCCAAACUGGGAAGAGAAGCAGAUGUUCAAACAGUUUAUGGAGGACCAUAACACAGCUACGUUUCCUUCUAAAAAAUAUUAUAAUCUUGAUGCUUAUCACCAAAGGCAAAUAGAGAAGGCCAUGAAAAAGGGGUCCACGAAAGCCACGAAAUCAGAACGUGUUGUGUUUAAUGAUGAAGAGCAACGCAGACUAGAGUUGCAGAGGGAACGCGAGAAACAGAAGGAAGCAGAGGUAGAAGCGUUGAAAUGCUCCAUGCAAAGUGGAAUGGCACAAGCAAUGAAAGAACAAGCUAUACUGAGAGAAGAGAUGAAUUAUUUAUUCAAAAUUGGCAAUGUUGAGGCGGCUACUGCAAUUCAAAGACGCUUGGAUCCUGAUCUUCCUAUGUGAACGGGUGUAUCUGAAGCUGUUACCUUGAAGCUUUGUACUCGAAGCAUUAAUGGUUUUUAGGUUUAACAUAAAUCAGUUACAUGUGCUUGAUCCAACCUGUGGACGACCAUUAGCAAAUGAGAAUAGCUUCUAGUUUUUACGGUUGGCUGGUUGUUUACGAGUAUCUUUUAACACUCGAAACCUAACGAUCACAAGUUUUGUUGUUAUUAUUGAUUUGAUAUCCUGUCUGUGAUUCAAGCGUUAUGGUGCAAUAUGGAUGAGUUCUAGAUAUACGGUGAUUCGAAACUUUGCUUGUA
Molecule: messenger RNA, 1366 nt
Organism: Helianthus annuus (common sunflower)
Lineage: Eukaryota; Viridiplantae; Streptophyta; Magnoliopsida; Asterales; Asteraceae
Product: vicilin-like seed storage protein At2g18540
Exons: 8
Coding region: 102-1070 (322 amino acids)
Source: RefSeq, a predicted model, not a curated record